Molecule: messenger RNA, 1443 nt
Organism: Gymnodraco acuticeps
Lineage: Eukaryota; Metazoa; Chordata; Actinopteri; Perciformes; Bathydraconidae
Product: GTPase IMAP family member 9-like
Exons: 6
Coding region: 1-1443 (480 amino acids)
Molecular function (GO): GTP binding
Source: RefSeq, a predicted model, not a curated record
AUGGUCUGUUCGUCUCAACCUUCUACAAACUGCCACAACACAUACUCUGGCGAUACAUACUACCUCAAUCAUAAGGUUGUCCGGAUUGUGAUGAUUGGGAAAACUGGAGCUGGGAAGAGCGCCACAGGAAACACCAUUUUGGGAAAACAGUACUUUAAAUCAAAGUUUUCUUUUGAAUCUCUGACUAAAGACUGUGCUAAGGCCUUUGGGGAAGUGGAAGGACAAAAGGUUGCUGUCAUUGACACUCCAAGUCUGUUUGACACCAGCACUGAUGAAGAGAAGACCAGAAAAUAUAUUGUUCAGAGCAUUGUUUUUGCUGCUCCUGGACCUCAUAUCUUCCUGGUCGUCAUCAGACUGGACAGAUUCACAGAUGAAGAAAAGCAGACAGUGAAGAAGAUUCAGGAAAUCUUUGGAGGGGAAGCAGACAGAUACAGCAUGGUCCUCUUUACCCAUGGUGAUCUGCUCAAAGGGAAACCUAUUGGCGAGUUCCUGAAACACAGCAAAAAGCUGCAGGAACUUGUGAACAGAUGUAACGGUCAAUACCACGUCUUCAAUAAUUCCCUGAAGGAUCGUUCUCAGGUCAGAGAGCUGCUCGACAAGAUCAGAAAUAUAGCAGAGAAGAACGGAGGAAGCCAUUACACCAAUGAAAUGUUCCAAAAGGCAGAGAGGGCCAUAGUAGUGGUGAAACAGAGAAUCCUUACAGAGAGAGAAGAGGAAAUGCGCUUAGAGCGGGAGGAAAUGGAGAAGGAAAUAUUGGAUAAGUAUGAGAAACAAAUGAAGGAAAUGAAAGAUGACAGAGAGAGAGGCAAGGCGGACAACGCAAAACACAGUGGAAAACAGCGGAAAGAAACACAGCGGCUGAGAGAGAGCAGCAGUGGACCUGCAAAUACUGUGGAAAUGGACACAAACGGGGCAGAGAGCAGUGCCCAGCCUAUGUGCAAGCUUGAUGAGGAAAGCAGGCGCUUGACGACAUUCUGGACGCCAUGGGGUCAGAUGAGAUGGCUCAAACUCCCGUUUGGAGUCUCAGUGGCGCCAGACAUCUAUCAGCGCAAGCAACAUGAGCUGCUAUCAGGCCUGGCUGGCAUCGAGCCUAUUGCGGAUGACAUCCUGGUGGUCGGGUGUGGCGAUACGGACGCAGAGGCUGAAGAGGACCACAACAUCAACUUAAGAGCUCUCAUGCAACGGUGCAGGGCUGUGAAGCUCAGAUUGAGUGAACGCAAGCUGCAGUUCAAGCUCAAAGCUGUACAUUUCCACGGCCAUGUACUGUCUACAGAAGGACUGAAAAUCGACCCAGAGAAAACUCAAGCAGUGUUGGACAUGCCGACGCCCACGGAUGCUAAGGCAGUGCAACGCAUGAUCGGGUUUGUGACAUAUCUGGCUAAGUUCCUGCCAAGGCUAUCGGAGAUCUGUGAGCCUCUUCACAGAGACCAGACUCCUGGAUAA